Messenger RNA from Gossypium arboreum, 2067 nucleotides. RefSeq names its product receptor-like protein EIX2. Bases 1 to 2067 code for a protein of 688 amino acids. Gene Ontology annotation, molecular function: protein binding; nucleic acid binding. The transcript has 3 exons. The record is from RefSeq and is a predicted model, not a curated record. Lineage: Eukaryota; Viridiplantae; Streptophyta; Magnoliopsida; Malvales; Malvaceae.
AUGGGGAGGAUUGAAUUACCCCUUCAAAUCGGUCCUAGCACGUACGAGAUAGACUUCUUAGUGAUGGACAUUAAACCCUCUUACAAUUGCCUAUUGGGAAGACCUUGGAUCCACUCGGCAGGGGCAGUGCCGUCAUCAUUACAUCAGAAGCUUAAACUUAUAACGGAAGGUCGAUUGGUGACCAUAAAUGCGGAGGAAGACAUCAUUGCAUCUGUUACCAGCAACGCACCAUAUGUGGGGACAGAUGAUGAAGCCAUGGAAUGUUCUUUUCGAUCGUUAGAAUUCGUAAAUGUGACCUUUGUUGUCGAAGGAAAUAAAGUCCCAACACCCAGACUUUCCAAAACCACAAGAAUGGGACUACAAUUGAUGGUUGGGAAGGGAGCCUUGCCAGGGAAAGGACUUGGAAGAAGCCUACAAGGAAGGGUCAAAGUACCUAUGCUUACGGACAAACGGGACCGCUUUGGCUUAGGAUUCAAGCCAGAUGCAAGACAAAAGAAAGAGGAGCAAGAGAAGAAACAAGAAAGAAGAAGAGCGCGUUUGAACGGGGAAGAGAUUAAAUGGAAACCAAUGACCUUUCCCCAUAUAUCCAGAACAUUUGUGUCAGGAGGAACUAUUUAUGCCGAAGGAAGAUUGGCAGGCCAAGAGUCCACUGAAGAAAUGAGGAAAAACUUCAGCAUUAAUGCCACGUUCGAAGGAGGAACUGGAGAAGAGAAUGGGACUGGCAUUCGCCCUUAUGAGAAUGAUUUUAAUGGCAGUCUCAUCCCAGAGUUUUUUGGUUCUUUGAAAAAUUUGAAAUUACUGGAUCUCUCUAAUGCUAAUUUUAGAGGUCCAAUUCCUUCUCUACUUGGAAAUCUUUCAAUGCUGGAGGCUCUUAGAUUGGGUGGUAACGGUGGAGACGUUACCUUUCACCGUAACAUCAAAAAAAUGUAUAGUGUUGGAAAACUUGAGUGGCUUUCCCACCUUUCUCGUUUGAAAGAGGUUGAUCUCAGUCUCACUAACCUGAGCAAUGCCAAUGACUGCAACAACCUUGUUUCCCUUAAUCUCUCAAAUAACCAGUUGAAAGGUCCAAUUCCAGAAGACUUCGGGAACAUGAAGGCUACUCAACACCUUGAUCUGAGUCAUAAUCUUUUAAAUGGAUCCAUAAGCAAAUGCAUUGGACAACUGUCCAACCUGAAAGUCUGGCUGCUUGCAGAGAAUUCUUUUGAUGGUGAUGUGCUUUCCGAAACUCAUUUCUCAUAUCUUAUCUAUUUAAAGGUGUUGGAUUUAUCCUACACUUCUUUGACUUUGAAAUUCAACUCCGGAUGGAUUCCUCCUUUUCAACUGAAUCAAAUAAAGCUUUGCUCUUGCAAGUUAGGGCCUCAUUUCCCAGAUUGGAUUCGGACUCAAGUGGGCACUCAAACCCCUUACCUUGAUACUCGUUUUGUAGAUUACCUUGAUGUUUCUGCUUCAGGAAUUUCGGAUUCUCUUGCCUAUUGGUUUUGGGACUCAAGUUACAGCUCAAUGUACAUAAACAUGUCUUUCAAUCAGAUCAGUGGUACUUUCCCAAAUAACUCUAUCCGCAUAAGACUUCUAGAUCUAAGCUCUAAUAAUUUCUCAGGACCAUUGCCACAUUUUUCUUUAGACUUAGGGAAUAUGGGGACCAUUAACCUUUCCAAAAAUAUGUUUACUGGUUCAGUCUCUGCAAUUUGCAAUAUUACCAAUGAAGGUAUUUUGAAAUUGAUUGAUCUCUCAAAUAAUCUAUUUUCUGGAGUGGUUCCAGACUGUUUUGAGAGUUUCCAAUCUUUAACAGCUUUGAAUUUGGGUGAUAAUAGUUUCUCAGGCUCACUUCCAAGCUCCUUAGGAUCUUUGACUUCUCUUGAAAUGCUCAGUUUACGUGGUAAUAACUUCUUAGGAGAAUUACCUUCAUCUUUACAAAAUUGUACCAGGUUAAAAUUUUUGGACUUGAGUGAUAAUGAAUUAUCUAGAGAAAUACCUAUUUGGAUCGGCCAAAGGCUUUCAUCGUUGGUUUUUCUUAGCCUUCAAGGGAACCAGUUCAGGGGAAGGAUUCCCCAUCAACUUUGUGAUUGA